AUGGCGCGGCGCACUUCGACCUCCUCCUCUUCGACCUGCGAGGUUGUCGAUGUCGACUCUACGGGCACGAGUGCUGGCGAACCGACGGGACGAGGUCGACGUAUACGCAAGCCGACUCGACGCGACGACGAGCUCGUGCAGGCCAGCACCACCACCAGGAGGGCGCUUACUGCGGCUGCGGCUGCGACUGCGACUGCGACGGCUGGCACGACCAAGGCCAAGAGGGGGAGACCGAGGAAGGUCGUUGUCCCACCUCGGGAGCAGUCGAUGGAACGCGCCGACGUUGACGACGUUGACGACGUUGACGGGCACGACUCGCUGGCCACGGUCAAGUCCGCUUCGACCGUCGCCCAACAAGCCGUCGAGCUACCCGACCUCAUCAACCCCAUCGUCGAGGUACCUCCACCUACUCCCGAGGUCGUACUCGCGCCGAUGCUCGACCCUUCACCGUCGUCGCCUCCUCCUCUCCCUGUCCGUGUUCCCGUCGACGUCGCACCACAGCCCAAACAACCCGUUGCACGAUCCUCACCACCAUCCCUCAUCGAACCAACAGAAGUCAUCAUACUACCCGCGACGUCGUCCUCGCAACCGGAUCUCCCAGAUGCGGCUGCACCCCAGCCCAAGUCCAGCGCACGAGCUCGUCCUCCUCCCCCACAACCUCUCUCGCACCCCUCGCACCCCUCGCACCACCACCACGACUCGGAUUCAGACGAGGUCGACGAUUUCUUCAUGAGGAGGAGACCCGCACCUAUCGCUUCGAGGGCUCCACCUAAUUCGGCUGCGGCGGGGGGCAAGGGCAGGAGAGCACCUAUGAGGAGACCGGGUGGGGGGACGCUCCACCACUCGGCUAGUUUGGAUCCCGAGGCGGCGAAUGCGAACGCUGGGCCUUUGACGAGUGAGUAGAUCCCCGAGUGUUUCAUGUGCUACAGGUGCAGAUCGUCUGACAAAAGAAUCUUGGUGUGUGGUUGAGGUAAAUCACCGGCCGAGAAAGACCUCUCCCCUCGACCCGCCUCGACCCCACCUCCUCUACCUUCCGACUCGUCGUCGUCGUCCUCUUCUUCAGACAUUGAAGUCAUCGAGGAUCCCGGAGACCCCGCCCUCGAAUUUGGCAAUCGCAAAAUCAACUUGCCUUCCUGGGCUAGGCAGUCUUCACCGGGGAAAGUGCACGGCAACAAAAAGCGAGAUCGCUCGGUCUCGACCGUACCGCCGCCGGCCGAGGCGAAGGGGAAAUGGAAAGGCAAGGCAAGGGCUGAGCAGAGGGACAGUAGCAGUGAGGGUUUCUUCAUCGCGAGGGACGAAGAAGCGGACGAUGUGGGAGCGAGAAAGAGGAACAAGAAGGAGGGGAGGAGUGGGUACAGCUCGAGUACGGGUAGGAGCAGGAGUCAAAGUCGUAGCUUGACGCCGCCGGAGGAGGUGUCGAGUGAGGUACUGCAGCAGAUUCUGCGUGCGGCUCAGUGAGUGCUCGGAAAUUGGUACGGUAUUAGCUGGGCUCUCGCUGACGAAGCUCAUUCUCUCUGGGCAUAGUGGCGAACUCGGCGCGUCGCUCGCUUUCAAUUCGUCCCCUUCAAAAGACGACGAGCGCUCACGCCACUCGUCCGUCGACUCCACCGAUGCCGACCUACCUCCCGAGAUGCACGAGCUACGGUCAAAGCACUCCCUCCGUGCCCCGACGCAGGAUCCCACGGGCGCCAUUGGGAGCAGCGCACAUGAAGUUGACGUCGUCGCGCCUUCGGAAAUGAUCGUGCUGCUGAUUCGGUUCGCGCUCCAAGUGGACCUCACCGCUUCGGCGAGCGCGACGCGCUGGACCGAACCUUGGUCGAUGAAGCUCGGUUCGAACGCGCAGUUCGGCGAGGUCUUCAAGACUCUUUCGAGCAGGUACGGGCUUCGGGACGACGAUUUGGUCUUGACGUUUCGAGGCAGGCGCGUUUAUAGGUUCGGGACGCCGAGGAGCUUGAAGAUGUGUGGUGGAGGGGAGGAGAAUGAGCUGCGGGCUUAUCGGGUCGAGCUGUGGGAGGAAGUGGAGGAGUUGAGGAAGAGGAGGGUCGGGCUCGAAGCGGAGCGAGAGAAGGCCACGGAGGAUGGUGCAGCGAGGCUAGGUGGGGAACAGAUGCUGCUGAGCGAGGGAGAUGACCAGGAUGAGGUCGAACUCGUGAGGAGCAACGGCCAAGUGGACAUGCGAUCUUCACCUCUCCCGGAACUUCGUUCGUCGACAACGGGAGCUCGAGAACCCGAUUCGCCCGAUCAGGAUCAGCUCAUCCGUCUCACCGUUCGAGGAGGCCCCAAAUCCUCCUUCGGUUUCGCCGUCAAACCGACCUUUCCACUACGCAAAGUGUUGGCGUGGUAUUGCAAGAAGGCAGGGAUCGUAGAUGCUAAAAGGAUCGCGAGGAUGUCGCUCCAAUGGGAUGGGGAAAAGUUGGAUUUGGAACAGACGGUCGCGGAUAUUGACGAGUUUGAAGAUGAGGAUACGUUGGACGUCAAGGGCUGA
Messenger RNA from Microbotryum saponariae, 2485 nucleotides. Lineage: Eukaryota; Fungi; Basidiomycota; Microbotryomycetes; Microbotryales; Microbotryaceae. The record is from the annotation of a GenBank genome assembly.